This is a messenger RNA of Colletotrichum orchidophilum, 255 nucleotides long. RefSeq lists its product as uncharacterized. Lineage: Eukaryota; Fungi; Ascomycota; Sordariomycetes; Glomerellales; Glomerellaceae. The coding region runs from base 1 to 255 and encodes 84 amino acids. The record is from RefSeq and is a predicted model, not a curated record. The transcript has a single exon.
AUGUCAUCUCGCAAUGGAGAUGGAGAGAAGCUUGGGACAGAGCCGGUAGACGGUGUCGGAAAGCGCCGCGACGGUGAACUUGGGGCUGUCGAAUACCAGGAGACCGGCGAUAUCCUCUCAGCAGAGGGGGACAGGGGCUGCCCAAAAUUGGACGCGGGACGCGAGAUCGAAGAGGAAUGGCGUUGCUGCUUUAUAGUCAGAUUCCCAACUCGCGAGUGGUCUGGUUCAGCUGGGGACACAACACAACCUCCAUGA